Molecule: messenger RNA, 4425 nt
Organism: Scomber scombrus (Atlantic mackerel)
Lineage: Eukaryota; Metazoa; Chordata; Actinopteri; Scombriformes; Scombridae
Gene: scml2
Product: Scm polycomb group protein like 2
Exons: 14
Coding region: 128-2185 (685 amino acids)
Biological process (GO): regulation of DNA-templated transcription
Cellular component (GO): nucleus
Molecular function (GO): protein binding
Source: RefSeq, a predicted model, not a curated record
GCGGCUUGCAUCUGACAGAAAGUGAGGAAUCUCCCCAUCAAAAACACCCCCCUGUUCAUACGUGUGUUUGUGGGUGACUGCCUGCCUGACUUCACUUCCUCUGCAGCAGCACGUUUAACUCAUCAUCAUGGGUCGAACACCACAUAGAGAUCAAAAAGAGGAGAAGAAGGAGAGACGAAACAGCAUCACAGCUGGCUCUGCCCUCGACAAAUCUAACGAGCCAUUCAGUUGGGAAGAAUAUCUGAGAAAAACUUCCUCCACUGCAGCCUCGCCUACUUGCUUCAAACAGUCCAGAGUCCCCCCCUCCAAUGACUUUAAAGCAGGUAUGAAACUUGAGGCGCGGGACCCUCGCAACUCUAACUCUGUGUGCAUUGCAACGGUGAUGGGCAUGAUGGGUACUCGUCUGCGCCUGCGUCUGGAUGGUAGCGACAACACCAACGACUUCUGGAGACUGGUAGACUCGUCAGACAUCCAACCAAUAGGAACCUGUGAAAGGAACGGAGACAUGCUCCAGCCACCGCUGGGUUUCAGGAUGAAUGCCUCCUCGUGGCCCAUGUUCCUCCUACGGACGCUGAGUGGAGCAGAGAUGGCGCCUGCCUCUGCCUUUAAAAAGGAACCAGCCAAUCCUGCUAAAAACUACUUCCAGCCUGGGAUGAAGCUGGAGGCUGUGGACAGAAAAAACCCCUACCUGAUUUGUCCUGCCACAGUUGGAGAGGUCAGAGGUCAGGAGAUCUUUGUCAUGUUUGACGGCUGGAGAGGUGCCUUUGACUACUGGUGCCCCUUCGACUCCAGAGACAUCUUCCCCGUCGGCUGGUGUGCACUGACGAAGCAUAGUUUACAGCCACCUGGAAACUUCUUUACCCUCCCUGGUGCGCUCCUCGUCCCUGUUUCUUCCACCUCAUCCUCCCUCACCACGCGUCGCUCUUCUUCCAACUCUUCCUCCACUAUGCAGACCUCAUACCGACUGCCCAACCCCUUGCCUCCCCUCCCUGUGCGCAAGGGUGUCCGAGGUCGUCGUCCCAAAUCCCAGACUAUUGCUUUGUUGAAAGCAGCGGCUGAGGCUGCUGCAGCAGCGGCAGCAGUAAAUGGAGCAUCACAGAGCCCUCCCAGAACUAGCUCUGGGGCUCAACUGGCCCCCAGACCACACAGGAAGAGAGGGCCCAAGCCUGGGAGCAAGAGGAAGCCUCGGGUGGUGCAGUCCCUGGGGGCAUUGUCAGUUACAGCUUCGCCUCCAGAGACCAGACUGAGCUCCAGCCAUGUCUCACCAGACAACAACCACAGCAACAGCUCCAAUGUGGUGUGCACAGUGUGCGUCUAUGUGAACAAACACGGUAACUACGGCCCCCAUCUUGACCGAAAACUAGUGCAGCAGCUCCCAGACCAUUUUGGCCCAGCUCCAGUCAACGCAGUGCUUCAGCAGGCUGUUCAGGCCUGUGUCGACUGCACGUACCAGCCCUCUGUGCUGCUCUCAUUCCUACAGAGCCAGUCCCACACAGGAGGAGAGGUCAUCAGAGUGCGGUCAGAGCAUGGUAUCCGCUACGUGAAGCUGCCCUCCGCCUCCAGUGCUUCGUCUGUGCUACGGUUCCUGGAGAACAUGUGUCAACAUCUGGAGAGUGACAGUCUGUUCAGCUCGCAGCCGUUCAGCUCUUACAGCAAAAACACACGUUUCUACGACAGGACAAAGUCAGAACCGCUGUCACACACUGAGAACGGCCUGUCUAAUGAAGAUUCCACAAAGGAUCCUGUUCCCAGCACCCGAUCCCUACACACCGCGUCAGACUACCGACCCCCAAAGAAGGAGCGGCCAUAUUACCCUGGACACACACACACGCCGCCACCUUUACGACGCGUCAACUCCAACCCGACCGAACUUGGCCCAAUACGUACACACAGACGAGUGGAGGCAGCAAGCUCAACAACAGGCCCAGACCAUGUAACACAGGAAAAGGAGGUUUCAGGGAACGACGCCUCCUCCUGGUCAGUUGGCGAUGUUGUACGGUUUGUCCAAGAGGUUGAUCCCCAAACUCUCGGCCCACACGUCGAACUGUUCAGGAAACAUGAGAUUGAUGGCACAGCUCUGAUGCUGCUGCGCAGUGAUGUCAUAAUGAAAUACAUGGGACUGAAGCUGGGCCCGGCACUCAAACUCUGUCAUCACAUCGAGAAGCUGAAACAGACCAAACAAUAGAAAUGGAGGCACUCGUUUCUCACUGGCAAACAAACACACAAACAAACACUCAUUAUCCUACAUGGAUAGUGCAGUAUAAACCUACCUGAAGCAGGGUCGUAGGCACCAAGAGGACACUGAGGUCAUGUCUUCCUUUUUUGUUUUCUUUGUGAGUUUGAAGGUUUUAGCAAACUGCAGGGAGUUUAAUGUUAAAAUGUACACAUGGUGGGUAUUUUAUCAACUGAUUCCAGUGUUUUUAUACUCAAACUGUUUAAUUUGUCUCUUUUUUAGGCCAACAGAUGAAUCAUUCAACAAAAACCUGAAAAAUCCAACUAAUUAAAGAAAUCAAAACCUUCUUUUUGGUUUCUGUUGGUAUUGAUAUAUUUUUCUGUCUGGUGGGGUGUGUGUUGGGUGACUCGUGACCUCAGUAUUUCUAAAAUCCUUGCUACGGCCCUGAUCUGUUUAUUUUUUUAAAUUUACAGACCACAGCUUACUUUAAAGCAGACACACAGUACAUCAAUUAAUAAUUUGCCUCAGUGUGAUUAGUAUCAGAUUCCCGAGCAUAGGUGUGAGUUUUGUUCAUAUUAGUGUCUUUUUUGCCUUACUAUGAACAUCUAGAGGCCAUAUUUAUAUCCACAUUUUAAUUUAUCUCUACAUUUACACUUUUACACGUAAGCACAGACAUACACUGUAGGUUUUGCAGCUUUCUCUCUUCGGAUGUUUGGCUGUUCUGUUUUUUCCUUUUUUCACUAGUCAGAAUUUCAGGAUUGAUCCUCUGCACACAAGUUUGGGAAGGUUAGUUCAGGUACUGGCAGUGAUUGCUCACUGCAUAGUUUCUACCAAUGCAAUAACGAUUCUGACUGAUUGCUUCUUUUAUAGACUGUUGUGAAUGCAAGCCAGUGAAUGUAAGAAGACAUGAGCAUUAUUACUAAGAGGUACUAAACAACUAUAGUGCCCCAGUUAUAUGAAUGAGAAGUGUUUCUCCCUGAAGUCAGUCAAUCAAUACAUAAAAACACUUAUAUUGAUAAAAAUCAUUAAUUAACUUUGGCAGAGUAGGCACAACUUGCAGAUAUCUUAUAAAGAAAAUGUUUCAUUUGUUUCACAGCGUGGGCUGUAGAUCCAGGAAAUCAGUAACUUUUAUUUUUUUAUUCUUCUUUAUUUGUCUGUUUCAUGUGAUGGAAGACAUUCAAGCUGAACAAUUUCAGCUUGAGCACUGACUUUGGUACAUGAUUGUAUUAUGCUUGGGCAGCCACAUUAUCAAACCCCCCCCCCACACACACACGCACACACACAAUGGCUGGAAUACUAUUGAAAGUGUUGACUUUAAUGGGGACCUCUUAUGCUUCUCCUUAUUUUCAAGUAUAUGCAUAAUGUUACAAUGUUGGAUGUCCAUGUUACGCUCAGUCCCCAUUGGUUUCUCCUCCUUCCUCGAAAUGAAAGUUUCCCAUUAUUUAGUCAUUUAAAAUCUUUCACUAUGAGGUAGUAAAGCAGGAAAUGUUGGGUUUGCAUCAGCGGUACCUUCACAUGACUCUGAUAUGGCUGCCCCUUGUCUUUGGAAAGCUAUCCCAGUCCCAGAAUAAAAAGCUGGAAACAAGCAUAAUGGGUCCCCUUUAAAGGAAAGGCAAGUUCAUUAACUGUCGAGUUUGAAUGCUGUACAGAAAAGUGCUCCUGAAUGAGUACAAGAUCGAGAAACUGUUUUGUAUAAAGUAAAGCCAAAAGGUUGUUUUUUUGAUAUCAUUUUGUACUAUAACAAAGUGUAUCAACCUGUAUCAAGCGUAAGUGUAAUCAAAGUUAAUUCUGCCUGAAAUCGUUUUUGUGUGUACCAUCAAAUAACUACCUACAGGACGAUGUUGUGUCAGAGUAAUUAUUCACUUGUCUCAAAAGUAUCUGUCUGUUUUUGAUGGCAGAGAUACUAAUUUUCUGAACAUUUCAGAACCAUUUUCGAACCAAAUCAUGUCUCUUGUAGCUACAUUUCACACUGUUGCUCUCCCGUAGUGGUAACAAGUUGAUACUUGAAACCGUCUUGCUUUAAUGUGAAACUCAGGUUUUAGUAGUUUCUUAGAAGAUGUUUUACAUCAUUAGCAUUUUGUGUUCAUGACUACAACAUAGAGGGACUGCACAAUAACCAACUAUGUGUAUUUUUAUGCCUUGUCAUCUAUCGCUCUUUAACAUUUCAUAUGUAUAUAUUCAACUUUUUACUGUAAGUUCAAAAAAAGAUGUUUGUUAAUAUGUUUGAUAUGCAUUCACACAAUUAAACAUUU